Molecule: messenger RNA, 877 nt
Organism: Nerophis lumbriciformis (worm pipefish)
Lineage: Eukaryota; Metazoa; Chordata; Actinopteri; Syngnathiformes; Syngnathidae
Product: GRAM domain-containing protein 2A-like
Source: RefSeq, a predicted model, not a curated record
UCACUUCUUCACACUGCCUUGCAGGAAUGAAGUCUACAAACGGGCGCUUUGUGUUUGUAAACGUUUGACCUUUCUAAGUGCUUUCUGGGUAUGUGGGAAAGUGUAUAAGUGUGUGUUUUUUUUUUUUGUUUUUUUUUCAAGGAUGAGUUUGAACAGGAAAUUCUCAUUGGACAGCUGCGUAUCUUCGGAUUCGGGGGGAGUCUUGGCCUCACGCAGAAGAUCCAACUACAAGAUCAAUAAGAAAAACCGAUUAGAAGAUGACUGUGCAGACCUCCAGGAUCAAAAUCAAAGCCUUAACGGGAACUCAACCAUCAAGGAGAAGAUCAUCAGGGAGGAGAGCACUGAACGGCAAGAUGGAGUCGUCAGCAACAAUAGUUUCACAAAAUACAACGUCACCUUCCACAAACUGUUCCCAGAGCUCCCCGAAGAAGACGAGGUGACGCACACCUUCGUUUGCACCCUGCAGAAGGAAGUGUUGUAUUACGGCCGACUGUACGUUUCUGAGAACCAUGUGUGUUUCCACUCGUCCGUGCUGCUUAGAGAAACCAAGGUGGUCAUACCCUUAUCCAGCCUGCAGGAGGUGAAGAAACACAGCCAAACUUUGUCCGUCUUGUCCAUCCAAACUUCUGAUGGAGAGAAGUACAUCUUCGUGUCCUUGCGGAACCGUGAGAUGUGCUACAACCUCCUGCAGAGACUCUGCGCACAACAACAGGAAGCCUCCACCAGCAGCCCUCUUACUUCCUCCCAGGAGAGCCAAGACCAUGGCAACGGGGAGGAGUCAAGUCAGACGUUUGAGGACCAGCGAGAUGAAGUAGUCAGUAAAGGUAACACUGCCUGUUUGCAUACACCUUACAAAGCAGCGACUAUUUAUGAAUGA